GCUUGUGGAACAGUAUUGCGUGGCUCAGCAGAAGUUUUUUUUUUAAUUGUUUUAUUGCAAGGUAUCUGGGGACUGAAGCAUAGUAAUGCGUCCAUUAAGUGAAAUUUAAAGGUCGUGUGAGUGAGGAAGAUUUGGUCAUUAGUGCGUAUCGCUUACUUGAACUAAAAGCUGCGAAUCCGUUCUAUUUAGAGAGUGAGGUGAUUGUGACUAAAAAUCUCACAGUUCGUACUGAAACGUAGUGCCGCUCAAAUAUACAAAGUUCAUCGAACCUUUUUUUCGAGAUAUAACAAGGACUGUAGUUAGGCCAAAAGUGGGCAGCAUCCGCAAGUGUUCAAAGAACCGCCAAUAAAAUGAAGAAUUUGGCUUUUGGUGCAGUUGUACUCACAUUCAUUUUAUCAGUCUACGGCCAAGAGUGCGUCACCGAAAAUAAUCGAAUAGAUUGCUUUCCAUUCGGAUCAGUUACCGAAGCCAGUUGCUUAGCGAAAGGAUGCAUUUACUGCAGUGCCAGUUCGGCCAAAGGUACACCACCCUCUUGCCACCUGCCACUGAACUACGGAUACGUUAACGAUGGAUCGGUGUUGGAAAUUCCCGGCGGAUACCGAGUGAAUCUAAGACGAGCGAUGAAUAUUUCGUAUGUUGGCGGUGACGCUGAGAAAAUUUCGAUUUUCUUUUACACGGAGUACAAUGAACGGCUCAGAAUUAAGAUUACAGACAACACCGAUCGCUACGAAGUGCCUCUGGACAUAAAUCAACCGAUCGAAACGGUUCCGGGCAAUCGACUCUAUCGCCUCGAGUACUCUAACGAUCCCGUAUUCUCAUUCAAAGUGAUACGGGUGUCGAGCGGAGUAGCCGUAUUUGAUACAUCGCUUGGCGGGUUCACUUUUGCCGAUCAGUUCAUUCAGAUUGUUAAUAAGGUUCCGUCCACCUUUGGUUACGGCAUUGGUGAGAAUGAACAGUCCACCUACAAACAUGACUUUAGCAAAUGGCAAGUGUUCGGUCUGUAUACGAGAGAUAAUGUUCCGGAUGGCAACACGAAUAUUUACGGCGUUCAUCCCACCUAUACCAUGGUUGAGAAUGACGGAAACACUCACACCGUUCUAUACCUUAACAGCAAUGCACAAGAAUUCGUUCUAACGCCCGCACCGUCAUACAUAUACCGAACGAUAGGCGGACUGCUUGACAUUUAUAUAUUUAUGGGACCAACGCCUGAAGAAGCCACUGCCCAGUAUCAUCAAGCUGUCGGACCGCAACCAAUUCCUGCUUAUUGGUCGUUAGGUUUCAAUCUUUGCCGAUGGAGUUACAAUUCAGUGGCCAAUAUGCGAGCCACUAUUGAUAGACUAGCAGCUGCUGGUAUUCCACAGGAUGUCCAAUUCGGCGAUUUGGACAUAAUGUACGAUUGGCUGACCUUUACCUACGACGAGAACAACACUUACAACGAUUACGCCGAGCUGCCGGCAUUUAUUCGCGAAUUGAAAUCGAAAGGAAUUCAUUUCGUUCAGAGUGUGAAUUCACAGAUAUCGUCAGAGGACCGCCGACUAGCUGAUUACGAACCGUUAAAGCUUGGAAAUGAAAUGGAUGUCUGGGUAAAGCGUCCGGAUGGCUCUAUUUCCACUGGUACACUUUGGCCAGGUGGCGAUGGAAAUGGAUGGUCAAAGCCUGCUGGACCUGGCCAAGGAGGUCCAGUUUAUUUUGCUGAUUUUUCUCGUCCUUCAACUGUCGACUGGUGGUACACCAUCUGUAACAGUUACAGAGAAAAACUAGAAUGGGACGGCCUAUGGCUAGUAAGUUUCCAAUCAAAUUGA
Molecule: messenger RNA, 1802 nt
Organism: Bradysia coprophila
Lineage: Eukaryota; Metazoa; Arthropoda; Insecta; Diptera; Sciaridae
Product: sucrase-isomaltase, intestinal-like
Biological process (GO): carbohydrate metabolic process
Molecular function (GO): alpha-1,4-glucosidase activity; carbohydrate binding
Source: RefSeq, a predicted model, not a curated record